Molecule: messenger RNA, 873 nt
Organism: Guyanagaster necrorhizus
Lineage: Eukaryota; Fungi; Basidiomycota; Agaricomycetes; Agaricales; Physalacriaceae
Exons: 3
Coding region: 81-590 (169 amino acids)
Source: RefSeq, a predicted model, not a curated record
CGAAAGAACUAGCUUUCGACUCUUCAAUCCUCAAUAACAGGAUUCUGUGGUACUGCCGAGGCAUUGUUGGUUGAUCCGCCAUGAGCGACUCAAAUGACGACGAUACCGCCAGAAAGGGAGAGCAGAAAAAAGUGACAGAUCCUGUUACCCACUUGCCACUCCUUAUCCAUGACAACACGUCCUUUGAGCUCCACCAAGUGUCGUAUCCUUCCAGCAGUCCACCAGUGGGCCAGAUGGAUGCCGUGGUGAGGGACGAGCUGCAGCACCGACGAUGGCGGUAUUCGGAUUCCCAGGGCAAGCACAAGUCUCGCGCCUUCAUGACCAGCGCUAUUGCUGCGGGCGUUGGAGGGGCGGCGUCACUAACACUGUCGUGGAUGUUCCGGACCUUUGUCAGUUCCUCAGAGGUAUUGAAUCUGGUAUUGGGAAGUGCUGCGUGUUGCGCCAUGGGCCUCAUUGCUGGCGGUGCGGUUCUUCACUAUGAUGGGCAAGAGGAGCAGCCAUCUGUUGACCACAACAUUGAUUCGAGGCCUGAGUCUCUCACUAGCCCCGAGACUGCAGCAUGGUUCAACUCUUUCCUGGCCUCUCUAUGACCAAUCGUUAACCCCGCGCUUUUCACCUCUGUAUCCGACAUGCUUGAAGAUUCUCUUCAAGCGACGCUUCCCAAGCUUAUCCAUGGUGUUCGCGUCGCGGACAUCGGACAAGGUUCCGAGCCCCUUCGCAUCCUUGGCAUUCGUUCUUUGAAUGCUGAUGAGACCAAUGGCAUGAAACCAGAAGACGGAGAUUUUGUCAAUCUCGAGCUUGCCGUCGCGUACAAAGCACGAUCUGCUGGCCAGGAUGCUCGGCGUACAGGCCCUUCGCGUAAUGCCCAUCUUC